Molecule: messenger RNA, 1059 nt
Organism: Zychaea mexicana
Lineage: Eukaryota; Fungi; Mucoromycota; Mucoromycetes; Mucorales; Lichtheimiaceae
Exons: 1
Coding region: 271-1011 (246 amino acids)
Biological process (GO): regulation of DNA-templated transcription
Molecular function (GO): DNA-binding transcription factor activity
Source: RefSeq, a predicted model, not a curated record
UGGAAAUUGUUUUAAUUUGACCAUAUUUGAACAGAAUGGAUGCCAUCCUUGUUCAAACAACAACAACAACAACGAAACGCUAAACAGUCCAAAUAAUGACAUCGGGCUCUUGCACUUGCUGCUUUCUUAUGCUAUAUAAAAAAGCAUCUUCUCCGCUCUCUCCCCCCACCCCUUUAUUUCUUGAAGGCCGUGCUCUCUCGCUUCCCAUCUUUUCGUCUUGUUUCUUCCUGCCCCGUAAAGACACGCACUCUACUUCUCUCCAAGAUCGCAAUGAAUCCUGGCCCUCAGUCUUCUUCUGCCAUGUCCAUUUCUGCUAUAACCACCGCUCCCAUCUUCCCACCCUCGCCCCCGCCAUCAGCCUCAUCGGUGUCACAUCAAUCGUAUUAUCCUCCCCAGCAUCAUCGACAAGAGCAUCCACUAAAACAACAACAACAACAGCAACCGCACGAACAAAAGCAUCAUCAUCUUCAUCAUCAACAACAGCUGGGCUCACCGCCUACAUCGCCUGAAGACAUGUCGCCACCAACAUCCCCACAAUUCUCGCACGAACUUCACGGCAUGGCGCCUCUUACACUGCAAGAACGUCGGAUGCGUAACAAGGCCGCGUCGGCAAAGUACAGACAGAAAAAGAACCAACAGCAAAACGAGAUGCGACAGAUGAUCUGUCGGUUAUCGGAGCACAAUGCAGUGUUAGAACGACAGUUGCAAGAGCUGCGGAUGGACAACGAGCGCUUACGCUCCUCGGCCGACAGGCUACGCGGUAAAAUGGUUGCCAAAAAGAUGCUGCGUCAGUGGAUCGGGCGCCAUCAGCAUCAACAACAGCGCAAAGAACAGCCACCGUCCACCUCUUCCUCACCUUCAAGCACCUCCUCCUCCGCCUUCCAGGCCGUCUCCAAAAAGCAGCACCACUACCAUCCCUACGCUGCUACUGCUGCUGCUGCUGCUGCUGCUGAAGAGGACGAUGGUCUGGAGCUGGACUUUGACGAAGACGAUGUUUGCUUGGAUGAUUAAGUAUCAUCAUUCAUUAUUACCCACUAUGCACACACACACACACACUCU